UUUUGACAGUUUACUUUAUGCGAGAAGUAAUUGUGUUUACAGAAAAUUUAUUUUGUUUUUUAGCUAAAAAAGAAGAUAAAAUAUAAAAUAAAUAAGUUUAAAUCGUGAUCGAGAUAUCCCUAAAAACUAGAGCAAACGAUGUCCGAUAGUGCCGAAACAACACAACAAAAAAUGGAUCGACGUAAAAAGAGAACGUCCACCAACCAAUACAUGAUGUACAUUGAAAUGAUGGAAAAGGAUGCUGUGUUUGCAACUGGACGUAUACCACGCGAAUAUGAUUCUAACUAUUUAACAAGAAAGUGGAAAGAGUUGUCCGAUAAGCUUAAUAACUGCAGCAACGGUCCUACAUUGACGUCGGAAGAGUGGCGCAAGCGUCUCAAUGAUUGGAAGAAUACAACGAGAUGCAAGUACAGACGUAGUAUAUCGGGUGAAAAAGAUAUUACAAUGACCUCUUUAGAAUUGCGUGCAUUAGAGCUGUUCGGCAAGGUACCGGCCACUGCACCCCCUGAACAAAUAUCCAUACAUUUUAAAUCAGAAAAAGAAGAGGAAGAAGAAGAAAUGGAACAUAUGCCAACGACGGAAACAUUCCAGAAACAAUUGCAGGCAGCCGUUGAGGAAGCUAUCGGAGACGAAGAUGCGGAACACAUGGUCGAGACUGAACAUGAAGAACAUGAGGAAAUUAUACCCGAAAAUACACACACUUCUUCGAUGACACAUGGCGGAAGUGGUGGUGGCGGAGGUGGUGGUUCCAAUCACGGGAAUUCUAUUAGCGGGGGUGGCGGUACUACAUAUCGUACAAUUGUCGUUGAAGAACCCGCAUAUCCCGAGGAUGAACAACAUGAAGAACAAUUGGAAUUUAUAACACAUCGUCGUUCUACUCUGGCACCGUCUAACAGCAGUACCGCAAUACAAACAGCCGUAGUUACAACGACACCCACAGCCACGGUAACAAAAUUAAUUAAUGGCGAUAUUCCGCUUAAGCGACUACGAUCACAGAUAUCCGAUCAAAUUAUAUAUGAAGUAAAAAAAGCACCACGAUACACAGUUACUCAUCCCCACAUUCAACAGCAUCAAUCACAAACACAACACCAGCAGCAACAACAGCAGCAGCAACAUCAUCAUCAGCAGCAACAACAACAGCAGCAGCAUAUAACCCAUGAAAUACAAACAAGUUCAUGUUCAACAUUGGGUGGACAAUUGUUAGCUUCACAGGAUGUUCGUGAAGUGGCUAGACAACUAAAACGAAUUGCAGACAUUAAAGCAGAAAAACUCAAAUUUGAUAUUGCACGUUUUAAAUUUAAUAAUCCCGGCUUUACUUAUAACUUCAAUCCCUCAUAGUAGGACGAUGAGUAAAGAAGAUUGUAAACAGAAACCCCCAAUAAAGAAACAAAAUUAACUUUAAGAUUUUAAUGUAUUGUCACAUAAACACAAUUACUAUUAUUAUGUUUUAUUUUUAUUUUAUUUUUACUUAUUAACAUUUUAUUACUUCUCAUCUCUAACUACAUA
This is a messenger RNA of Lucilia cuprina (Australian sheep blowfly), 1506 nucleotides long. RefSeq names its product box A-binding factor. The coding region runs from base 139 to 1338 and encodes 399 amino acids. The transcript is spliced from 3 exons. NCBI's taxonomy places the organism in Eukaryota, Metazoa, Arthropoda, Insecta, Diptera, Calliphoridae. The record is from RefSeq and is a predicted model, not a curated record.